Punica granatum (pomegranate) is the source of this 839-nucleotide messenger RNA. The record is from RefSeq and is a predicted model, not a curated record. NCBI's taxonomy places the organism in Eukaryota, Viridiplantae, Streptophyta, Magnoliopsida, Myrtales, Lythraceae.
CGACCAGGCCAGGCCAGACCAGACAGACAAAUUGUCGUAUCCCAUCCCAUGCCUUGAGAACUGAAACCCCACCACUGCCCAGUGCCCUCUAAUGGCACUACCCUCCAUUCCUACUUCCUCCUCUCCUCUUCCCUAGAAAACAUCUGCUGAACUCUUCUUCUAUUCUUGUUCUCUUGUCCUCCUUCAUCUUUCAUCCAGAGAGGGGAAGAUAUAUAUAUAUAUAUAUAUGAAAGGGUCAUCUGCAUCACCCUCAUCGCCAUCAUCAUCACCCUCAUCGCCGUGGUGGAAAGAUGAUGGAGCAGGCAAGAGAAGAGUUGCAGAAGCUCGAAUCGCAGCACCCGAAACGUUUCGCCACCCUAAAGAUGGAGCUCAAGUCCUUCAUCUCCCUUCUCGAGUCCAACAGCAGUGGCCGCCUCUGCUACACCGACGGCUCCGUUUCCUCGUUGCCACCUUGUUCCACUGCCACCACUCAGGCAGCAUCAACUUGUAGGAAGAGGAAGGUGGUCGGUUUCAGGGAACCGAACAACAAGGCUGCUGAGAUGGAGAUGGAGAUGGAAGAGGAAGAUGCCGACACCACAUUCAUGAAUAAGAAGAAGAGACGGGAUAGCGUCGAAACUGUUCUCGAGAGGGCCCGACUCUGCCUUCGGAAGAUCCGAGAAUUGAAGACUAGCUUUUCAUGAUACUUACGCAUAUAAAAGAUAGAAUCAAAAUGCAUUAUCACGGGUUUACGAGAUCCCCACCAGAACGGAUUUCUCAGUGAAGUUGCGCUUUUGUUGCUAAUAUUGGCUUCCAUGCCAUCCUUUGACCUUAAACGAAAUGAGUUGCACAUUCUAUAUGAA